Messenger RNA from Platichthys flesus (European flounder), 1669 nucleotides. Its product is annotated as transmembrane protein 255B. NCBI's taxonomy places the organism in Eukaryota, Metazoa, Chordata, Actinopteri, Pleuronectiformes, Pleuronectidae. Bases 66 to 1007 code for a protein of 313 amino acids. The transcript has 9 exons. The record is from RefSeq and is a predicted model, not a curated record.
UGCUCAGGACUUCACACAGCUCUGAGAGAACAUCUGGAACUUCAUUUCAGAGAAGUGGAUCUAUCAUGACUGCCAGGAUCCAGGGAACAGGGAGCCGGGACAAACCUGUGCCAAAGAGCCGAGCUGCAGAGAUGAGGGUGAGGGUCAGGAGGGCUCUGCUGCUGGUGGGGGGCAUGCUCAGUCUGUCCCUGCUGCUGGUAGUGCUGGGAGUCUACACGACCACCCGAACAGAGAGCCUGAACGUGACCGGCUACAUCUCUGGGGUCAUUCUGACACUCGGCUCCUUCUUGGGACUUCUGGGGCUCUACCUUGAAGAAAACCGCAAGCAGCUGCUGACGGCUGCCAUCAUAUUCCUCAGCUUUGGGAUCAUCGCUGCUUUUCUGUGCCUGGUGAUUGACGGCGUUUGUACUGUCUUAAGCAUGGACAUGCGUCCACUGAGCGCGGGGAGAUGUCAGUACUACAGCAGCGGCAGCAGCUACCUCUAUGAGAAUUUCUACACCUCAGUUUCAUGUUGGAAUCUGAAGGUGUCUUGCACCAUGACAGUCAGAAGUGGGACCUGCUACUGCUGCGACCUGUACGACUGCGCCAACGGAGGCUACCUCAGCAACUACUACGAGUUUGUUGGAGUCGAUAGCUGCGAGGAAGUUUUCACUCUCUACAUUUUGAUCUGGAUCCUCACUGGCCUGAACCUCGUGGCGCUCUUCACAGGGAUCCUGGUCACAGCGGUGCUCGGCAGCAUCAAGGAUCUGAGGAAUAACACCACUCUGAUCGAGUCUCCUGAAGGCACCGCGACUUCCCCAACAGCUCCUCGACUGAUGAACACCAACACACUCACAGUUCCGCAGCUCUACCCAGAAGUCUCGAUGUAUUUCCCUCCUGCAGAAAAAGCUCCUGCGUCACAGAGUUUUCCUUCUUCAUCAUCGACAUCUCACUCGGAGUCGAGUCCUCCUCCCUUCGCCCCUCUGACCAACCUGCUGCCGUUCAGAGCCCAAGGCGUCUCGGCCUGAACUCCACCAGCAGAAAACCACCGAAAAACAUCUAGAAAGGGAUAAACAGAUGCUUCAUUAUUAUCUUCACUAAUUACUAUAUAUAUUUUUUUUAUUUUAACAAAAAGAAAAAUACCCUUUUGUGAAUAUUAUGUAUGAAUACAAUAUGAAGAUUUUUUUGUUGUAAGGAUCCAAAAGCAGACAUGAGAAAUGUAUGUAAAGUGCCACUGCCACUUUCAAAUGUAUGCACCGUUUAUAUCAUAUUUUACUGUAUUUUACUUAUGUUGUACAAUGUUUAUAAAUGAAUAUUGUGCGGUAAAAAUGUGAUUUAUAAAUAGACAGCAUGUGCACAUCGGCAAUUGGCUGUAACUCAAACUAAAAGAAGAAUUAUAAUCUUACAGGGGCAUAUGUAUGUACAUAUGUACUCGUUUAUUAUACUUCCUUUUGUUCUGAAUGAAUUUUUCACUUCACAAACGAAUUGAUCCUAAUGUGUCAAGUUAAAGUGCAUCUGCAUCAACAGUAACUCACUGUUAUGUCAUGUUUAUAGCAGCGUUUUUGAAAAUCUGCAGCCACUAAACUGAAAUGAGGAGAGGGUUAAUUGAAUCUGAUCUAAGUGCCACAUAUGAACACUAUUUUAUACAUUAUAAUGGGUUAAUAUUUCAAUAUUUUGAUGAAAUAAAUGA